GCCCUGACAACGCACCAGAACCAUCAGCAAAUCCUAAAGGUCCAGGAGGUCCAGGAGGUCCAGCAGACCAAAGUGCCCCAGCAGGAGCACCAGGACCACAAGCUACCGGCCCACCACAACCCGGUUCAAGCGGAACACCAGCAGGACCAAACGCCCCCGGAUCAAGUGCAGCCCCCGGAGGCCCCGCCCCUGGAUCAUCCAAUGCACCAGCAGGUGCACCAGGUGCUAGUGGUGCCCCAGCCUCUCCAACUGGUGCUUCUGCUCCUAAGGGUAGUGAACCUGCCGCUCCAAAGAGUUCAGGAGCUUCUCCUGCCGGUGCACCGUAA
Molecule: messenger RNA, 326 nt
Organism: Racocetra fulgida
Lineage: Eukaryota; Fungi; Glomeromycota; Glomeromycetes; Diversisporales; Gigasporaceae
Source: the annotation of a GenBank genome assembly